AUGCUUCAACCACGGUUACAAAUAUGGAUAACUUGUAAUAAGUUGCUUUCUUCUUGUGUGGGCCUUUCCAAGAAGCCUGUUCUUCCAAAGAAAGCGAGAUCGAGUGGAGAAGCAGGUUCUUUCGUCGACUACCGUCGAGUACGGUGCAUUGCUGGAAAUGGCGGUGAUGGAAUGGUCUCCUUUUUUAGGGGUUAUCGGAAACCAUUUGGUGGUCCGGAUGGUGGCGAUGGUGGAAACGGAGGACAUGUUUUAUUUAAAGCAUGCCAUCACACAAAAGAUCUCUCGCACCUGCGAUCUACAGAAAAGGCUGAAAGGGGUGAAUUUGGAGGAUCGAAGUCGUGCCAUGGCAAAUCAGCUGAACAUCUCGAGAUUCGGGUACCGGUUGGCACUCUUUUCAAAAACGAUGGCACAGUGGUGUACGAAUUGCUCAAUGAUGGCGAAAUUUUUGUCGGAGCACGUGGUGGUGCUGGUGGCCAUGGCAAUCAAUUUUACGUUUCAAACGAAAUACGCAAGCCCUUCAAAGCUGAGAUCGGCGGUAGGGGUGAAGAGGUAGUCUACGAUGUAGAAAUGCGUGUAAUCGCAACAGCCGGUCUGGUGGGAUUCCCAAACGCCGGCAAAUCCUCUCUGCUGCGCGCCAUAUCACGGGCUAAGCCGAAGGUCGCCUCAUACCCCUUCACAACAUUGAAACCACACAUCGUGGCCGAUAUCCCUGGUCUUAUUGAGGGUGCACAUGAAGAUCGCGGCCUCGGUGUGUCGUUUCUACGACACAUCGAAAGAUGUAGGUGCCUAUUUUACGUGUUGGAUAUCACGUUAGGUGAUUUACGAGAACAAUUUGAUCUGCUACGAGUAGAACUGGAAGCAUAUCAAAGCGGACUUUCCGAGCGUCCCACUGCAAUUGUUCUUAAUAAAAUUGAUCUUGAUCCUUCACAAAACAAUGAAUCGACACGGAGUCUUUUUCGGGAGUACCCAACAUUUUUCGUAUCCGCCAAGACAGGAAUCGGGUUGGAAGAGUUACUGAUAUACUUGCGAGAUGAAUAUGAUAAAACAAAGCAAUGA
Molecule: messenger RNA, 1056 nt
Organism: Haemonchus placei
Lineage: Eukaryota; Metazoa; Nematoda; Chromadorea; Rhabditida; Trichostrongylidae
Source: the annotation of a GenBank genome assembly